Molecule: messenger RNA, 246 nt
Organism: Cinara cedri
Lineage: Eukaryota; Metazoa; Arthropoda; Insecta; Hemiptera; Aphididae
Source: the annotation of a GenBank genome assembly
AUGUCAAAACAACAGGGUUAUUCGCCGUUUGUCGUCGGUAUAAUAUUGAGGAUAUCUCCGUUACCGUCAUUAGUGAUGAGACCACUCGUUGGCGCCAUUGUGAAUAAGUACAAAUGUCCUAAGUUAGCGUUAAUGAUAACCGUAGUGAUUGGUUUCAUGACGGUGUGUGCGUUGAUGCUGAUGCCUGGCCCGGUCGUGUAUGGUGAAAUUGACGAUGACGUCCUCUUCCGAACGCCGCUGUUUUGA